UGCACCAUGAACUUGUGGCUCCUGGCCUGCCUAGUGACCUGCUUCGUAGGUACCUGGCCCCCCACUGUCCAAGCUCAAGGCAUCUUUGAGGACUGCUGCCUGGCUUACCACCCCCGCAUUAGACUGACUGUGCUUCGGCAUGCCCUGAGUUACAUGUACCAGGAUGUGAGUGGGAGCUGUAACCUGCCCGCCGUGAUAUUCUACUUCCGUCACAGACAGACGAUGGUGUGCGGGAACCCACAGGCCAAGUGGGUACAAAAUGGGAUGAAGCUUCUGGAUACUUUGACCAAGGCCCUUCCAAAGCGUGGCCGAGGCACCCGGAGAACCUUCCAAGGCUCUCACAUUCUGGGGGAAGAGUUGAGCUCUGGAACCUCCAGCCUUCCACGAUCCACAUUUAGAGGUCACCCCAGAAGUAGCGAGAAGAAUGCUUCCCUCCCAACAACAGCUACUCCAGACUCCAGUCCUCUAACUAACCCCAACCCUGCCAUCGGAGAUUACUUCCCAACGUUGGCUUAUAUGAGGUCCAAUUUACACUCAGAGGAAACCAAAGCUUAUCGCUCUGGCCAGGUGGAACAGUAUAUCCUGGAUCCACCACCCAAACCUAAACAGCCGCUCCAAAAGAAGAACGACUCUCGGAAAGACCACAGCCCCGACCAAUCAAGGAAGACCGCGACUCCUCGGCAGAGCAACCACCCACCCUAG
Messenger RNA from Molossus molossus (Pallas's mastiff bat), 702 nucleotides. RefSeq names its product C-C motif chemokine ligand 25 (gene CCL25). Gene Ontology annotation, cellular component: extracellular region. The record is from RefSeq and is a predicted model, not a curated record. The transcript is spliced from 6 exons. Bases 7 to 702 code for a protein of 231 amino acids. Lineage: Eukaryota; Metazoa; Chordata; Mammalia; Chiroptera; Molossidae. Gene Ontology annotation, biological process: positive regulation of ERK1 and ERK2 cascade; cellular response to interleukin-1; immune response. Gene Ontology annotation, molecular function: CCR chemokine receptor binding; chemokine activity.